This is a messenger RNA of Aaosphaeria arxii CBS 175.79, 738 nucleotides long. RefSeq lists its product as uncharacterized. The record is from RefSeq and is a predicted model, not a curated record. Bases 1 to 738 code for a protein of 245 amino acids. NCBI's taxonomy places the organism in Eukaryota, Fungi, Ascomycota, Dothideomycetes, Pleosporales. The transcript has 3 exons.
AUGCCAAUUUUCGUAUACCCCAGCGAUACUUCGGUUCCUAACACCAACUUCAUCGGUUGUGCUUUGAACGAGGGCCCAGCAGGUGCCGAAACCCCUGGACCCUUCCUCAACGGCAGCUUCUCUCAGCCUUCCGCUUCAAUGACAUGGGAUCUUUGCGACGCUUAUUGCCGCAACCCUGCCAACGGUGGCCCUUACAGGUACUACGGUAUCGAGAACGGCGAAACUUGUCGAUGCGGCAACUUCUGGGGAUACGCGCAGGACGAUCUCAGCGAUGUACCUUCGCCUUUGUGCGAGGCAGCAACUUGCACAGGCAGUCAAGGCUCGCAGUACUGCGGUGGACCCAACCGCAUGGUAUUCUUCGAGAACACCGCCUACGUUCCAACUACCACAAUGACAAUGGGGAUUGAUUCUGGACUUUCGACACUACGACAUUCGACUUCUGGAUAUGCGACAUACGACAACACAUCGACAACAACCACAGCACUUCGACAUAUCCGACACAUCAACAACUCUGACACAACAAUCAUUUCGACACACACAAACGACCACGACACACAACGACUGCGACACACAUCAACGACUACGACACACAUCAACGACUACGACACACAUCAACGACUACGACAUACAUCAACGACUACGACAUACAUCAACGACUACGACAUACAUCAACGACUACGACAUACAUCAACGACUACGACAUACAUCAACGACUACGACACACAUCAACAACCCUAA